Molecule: messenger RNA, 1490 nt
Organism: Pan troglodytes (chimpanzee)
Lineage: Eukaryota; Metazoa; Chordata; Mammalia; Primates; Hominidae
Gene: CD47
Product: CD47 molecule
Exons: 11
Coding region: 16-1281 (421 amino acids)
Biological process (GO): positive regulation of phagocytosis; positive regulation of inflammatory response; positive regulation of cell-cell adhesion
Cellular component (GO): plasma membrane; extracellular exosome
Molecular function (GO): thrombospondin receptor activity
Source: RefSeq, a predicted model, not a curated record
UGUUCACAGGUAACAAUGUUUACCACCGUGAAUGGAACUUGUUUGAUUAACCCUGAUCAGAGGAUGAAACCACUAAAGAACCAAGUGAGAAAGAGGGAAGAGAACCGCAUAGGGAAGAGCAGAGCGAGCAGACGAGCCGAACGCAGAGCCCGCGAGGGGCGAGUGGAAGCUCCCUGCGGGCAGGUACCCGGCCUCCGCCCCGCCCUGGGCGUGGCGGCCUCGGGCUCAGGGACCGCUGGAAGCUGCGAGACGCCCCCACGCGGGGUGCGCUUCGGCGCUAGACGGCCGCGUCCGGGGGAAACGGGCGCUGGUGAAAGCCUAGGUGUCCUGCUCCACGCGCGCAGCCGGACGUCGGGAUCAGCUCAGCUACUAUUUAAUAAAACAAAAUCUGUAGAAUUCACGUUUUGUAAUGACACUGUCGUCAUUCCAUGCUUUGUUACUAAUAUGGAGGCACAAAACACUACUGAAGUAUACGUAAAGUGGAAAUUUAAAGGAAGAGAUAUUUACACCUUUGAUGGAGCUCUAAACAAGUCCACUGUCCCCACUGACUUUAGUAGUGCAAAAAUUGAAGUCUCACAAUUACUAAAAGGAGAUGCCUCUUUGAAGAUGGAUAAGAGUGAUGCUGUCUCACAUACAGGAAACUACACUUGUGAAGUAACAGAAUUAACCAGAGAAGGUGAAACGAUCAUCGAGCUAAAAUAUCGUGUUGUUUCAUGGUUUUCUCCAAAUGAAAAUAUUCUCAUUGUUAUUUUCCCAAUUUUUGCUAUACUCCUGUUCUGGGGACAGUUUGGUAUUAAAACACUUAAAUAUAGAUCCGGUGGUAUGGAUGAGAAAACAAUUGCUUUACUUGUUGCUGGACUAAUGGUCACUGUCAUUGUCAUUGUUGGAGCCAUUCUUUUCGUCCCAGGUGAAUAUUCAUUAAAGAAUGCUACUGGCCUUGGUUUAAUUGUGACUUCUACAGGGAUAUUAAUAUUACUUCACUACUAUGUGUUUAGUACAGCGAUUGGAUUAACCUCCUUCGUCAUUGCCAUAUUGGUUAUUCAGGUGAUAGCCUAUAUCCUCGCUGUGGUUGGACUGAGUCUCUGUAUUGCGGCGUGUAUACCAAUGCAUGGCCCUCUUCUGAUUUCAGGUUUGAGUAUCUUAGCUCUAGCACAAUUACUUGGACUAGUUUAUAUGAAAUUUGUGGCUUCCAAUCAGAAGACUAUACAACCUCCUAGGAAAGCUGUAGAGGAACCCCUUAAUGCAUUCAAAGAAUCAAAAGGAAUGAUGAAUGAUGAAUAACUGAAGUGAAGUGAUGGACUCCGAUUUGGAGAGUAGUAAGACGUGAAAGGAAUACACUUGUGUUUAAGCACCAUGGCCUUGAUGAUUCACUGUUGGGGAGAAGAAACAAGAAAAGUAACUGGUUGUCACCUAUGAGACCCUUACGUGAUUGUUAGUUAAGUUUUUAUUCAAAGCAGCUGUAAUUUAGUUAAUAAAAUAAUUAUGAUCUA